AUAGGGAGGGGGUUAAAAGGCUGAGUGAAUAGUACAUUAUAUACGAAGUCGUAGUGGAGGCAGUGGAACGAGAGGUGUGUAAGGAUUGAGAGAUAUUCAAAGAUUUACAAUCCUAUUACUUUGUGAAAUUUCUACCAUAAAAUUUACUUUUGUAUGCGUCACGGAAAUUCUUGUUAACCAAGUUUUAUAGCAUAUAACUGGUGAUAUGGCGGAAGCACAUUCAGCUGUAGCAUUUAGUUUUUCUAUUACUCAUGAGGGAUGGGAUGUUAAUUUUGAUAGAGAAGUCUUACAUUUGGUGUGGCAAUCAGGUAUCCGUUCUUGGAAGAAAAGAUUUUUUAGAUUUGUUAAUAACUUGAGAAGUGGUGUAUAUCCUGCCUCCUUAGAAAGUUUAUGGUUCACUAUAGCUUUGGUAACUGCAAUACAUUUUGCUGGCUACAAAGUACCUUAUGACCUUGUUGGAAAAGCUGCACCAUAUCUUUCAGGAUCUUCAAUAUUAGCACACUUAGCAGGAUCAUUUAUAGUUGGGUUGUUUUUGUGGUUGAUAGUAAUAUAUAUAAUGCGAUACACCUUGAAGUUAUUACUUAUGUACAAAGGAUGGAUGUAUGAGUCAAGAGAAAAAAGGUCUAAUGCUUCAAGAGUUACUAAGUUGUGGUCCACAUUAGUGAAGUUGUUCUUUGGAUGGCACAAACCAAUGCUGUAUAGUUUUCAAGGAUCAUUGCCACGACUACCAUUACCCUUAGUGGAAAAUACAAUGAAACGGUACCUACGCAGUGUUCGACCAUUGCUUGACGAUAAAAAUUAUUCUCGAAUGGAGACAUUGGCAAAUGAGUUUCAAAGAGGCAUUGGUGUGAAGCUUCAACGUUAUUUGAUUUUAAAAUCUUGGUGGGCCACUAAUUAUGUUUCUGAUUGGUGGGAAGAAUAUGUUUAUUUACGUGGGCGAUCUCCUAUCAUGGUGAAUUCAAACUUUUAUGGUAUUGAUGCGAUUCUUAUGUAUCCUACUCAUGUACAAGCUGCCCGUGCUGCAAAUGUUAUUUAUUCGUGUCUGCAGUAUCGACGAUUGAUUGAACGCCAAGAAUUAGAACCGAUACUAAUUCAAGGUUUGGUGCCUCUCUGUUCAUGGCAAUAUGAAAGACUAUUCAAUACAACAAGAGUACCAGGACUUGAAACAGAUAAAAUUGUACAUUAUCAGGAUUCUAAACAUAUUGUUGUAUAUCACAAGGGAAAAUAUUUCAAGGUCCUUAUUUAUCACAAAAGCAGAAUUCUUCAAGCUUGUGAAAUUGAAAUGCAAAUGCAACAAAUUUUAGAUGAUAAAUCAGAACCAUCAGAAGGUGAAGAGAAAUUGGCUGCUUUAACAGCUGGUGAAAGAACUGCAUGGGCAAUAGCUAGAGAAGAAUUUUUCUCGAAAGGAGUAAAUAAAGCAUCUUUAGAUCUUAUUGAAAAAGCAGCAUUUGUAGUUGCAUUAGAUGAUGUACCAUAUGUAUACGAUCCAGAGGAUCCAGAUAAAUUAGAUCAAUAUGGUAGAAUUUUAUUGCAUGGUAAAGGAUAUGAUAGAUGGUUCGAUAAAUCAUUUACUUUAUGUAUAGGAAAUAAUGGCAGAACUGGCUUUAAUGCAGAACAUUCAUGGGCAGAUGCUGCAGUGAUGUCACAUAUGUGGGAGUACGUGAUAUCUCAGGAGGUCACCAAUAGAGAGGCUGAUGCACCUAUUAUGGGAUCUCUAUGGGAAUAUGUUAUCGCUAAUGAUGUGGAAAUGGGAUAUAAGGAAGAUGGAUAUAAUAAGGGAGUACCAGAGUUCACACCUCCACCUCCUGUUCGACUUCAGUGGGAUUUGAAUCCAAAGUGCAUAGCCACAAUUGAAGAAUCAAACCAAGUUGCACAGAACUUAUUAAAUGAUGUCGAAUUACGCAUUUAUGUACAUGAUGCGUAUGGUAAAGGGUUUAUGAAAGUUAAUUCGAUGUCACCAGAUGCAUACAUACAAAUGGCCUUACAGUUAGCGUAUUUCCGUGAUUCUGGCAAAUUUAAUUUAACUUAUGAAGCUUCUAUGACUAGACUAUUUCGGGAAGGAAGAACAGAAACUGUGAGGCCAUGUACAAUUGAAUCUACGAAUUGGGUAAAAGCAAUGGAGAGUAAAAAUGCAACUGUUGAGACUAGGUAUGAUUUAUUGAUGGCAGCAGCAAAACAGCAUCAAAAAGGUUAUCAAGAUGCUAUGUGUGGUAAAGGAAUAGAUAGACAUUUAUUUUGUUUAUAUGUAGUAUCUAAAUAUCUAGAAGUAGACUCUCCUUUCUUAAAGGAAGUUUUAAGUGAACCAUGGAAAUUAUCUACUUCACAAACGCCACAUGGACAAACAUCAUUAAUAAACUUGAAAAAACAUCCAAAUUGUAUCUCUGCAGGAGGUGGCUUUGGUCCUGUAGCUGAUGAUGGUUAUGGCGUUUCGUAUAUUAUUGCUGGAGAAAAUCUUAUAUUUUUCCAUAUUUCAUGCAAACGUAAUUCUCCAGAAACAAAUGCAGCUAGAUUUGCAAAACAAAUAGAAAAAGCAUUAGCUGAUAUGAAGAAUCUGUUUCUUGAAAGAAAAAAGCUGCAAACUCAAAAGAAUGGUUCUACAUAAUUAUUCUGCAGCAAAAAGAGAUGCAGUUACGUAUACUAGUGGAAAAUUUCAAUUUUAAUCCUUUUUUCUAAAUGUUUUAAGAUGAUCCCUUUACAUAUUCAAAAUGUAUCUUUUGUAACGUUGUCUGCAGAAAGAACACUAAACAUUAAUAUUUCAUGCUCUUUAACAGCGUACAUUAAAUUUAAAAACGUACAAAGUUUAAUUAUAUUUAUUUUUAUAAUAAGCAUUUUAUGAAAAACGUUUUUGGAUGGAAAACAUUUGUAAAUUAUAAUAAUAAUGAUUAAAAGAUAUUGUCAUUAAACUUUUAUGAAAACUAUCUUAGAAAAAAGAGAUAUAUACUGCUAUUUUUAUAUUUUAUAUUACUCUCAGGAAAAUUGUUAUAAAUGAGGUUAUUGUAAAACUUAUUGAUUGAAGAUUGAACGUUUAAUAGUAAAGUUUAGUACACAACAUAGAGAACAACUAAGAAACGUAGUAUGAAAUUUUCAAACAGACUGCUGUUUGAAUAAUAAAAUUGUGUAUUCAUUAUGCAAUGAGAAUAGUAUUAAAUUUUGUAACCGGUUUCAUCUCUUCUAUAUAGUAGAAGAUCGAAAGUUUAAUUCAUUGUAUAAUUAAGUUUUUUAUGAUAUAAAUAAAUAAAUAUAUAUAUAUAUUAAAUUACUUUAUAUAUAUAUAUAUAUAUAUAUAUAUGAAGUAAUUUAACAUUUUUAACUUUGUACCAAUUUUAUCAAUUAUACGAGUUCUAAUCAUAUUCAAUAUAACUACAGAAUGAUUAUUAUUAGUGAAACCAUCAGAAAUUGCGAAUAUAUCUUAAAUCAUUAUUAAUAUUCAAAUACUGUUAGUAUUGCAGUAUAAUCAAUCAAUAAUUACUAUUUUUAUAUUUUAGAUGUGAAGAAAAAUUAUUAUAAUUGAUUAACAAUAAGUUUUAUAUUAACUGCGUAUUAAAUAUAGCGCGUGUUAUUUGUAAUACAAAAUAUAUAUAUAUAUGAUACAAAAUGUGAUAUACAUAUAUAUAUAUACACAUAUAUAUUAUAUAUAUUUUAUAUAUAUAAUAUAUAUAUAUAUGAUCACAUUUUGUAUUACAAAUAACACACACACACACACACACACACACACACACACACACACACACGUGUAUAUGUAUUUAUAUUUAGUUUUAGAAUAUAUUAAAUAAUAUGCCAUAGAUCUAUAUAUGCAACCUAUCAAUGCAAAAUUUUAAUGUUGUAAGUAGUUUAUAUAUUAUUCAUUUUAUUAUAUCUUUAUUAGAACUGUAUUUCAAGGUACUGGUGCUUUUAUAAUUUUAUUACUCGAAUUUACAAUUUUAAGAUAAAUAUGUUAUUCUAUUUGAUGUAAACAGAAAAAAUGAAAUAUACGAUAAUAAGAUGCAA
Bombus terrestris (buff-tailed bumblebee) is the source of this 3987-nucleotide messenger RNA. RefSeq names its product carnitine O-palmitoyltransferase 1, liver isoform (gene whd). The coding region runs from base 206 to 2602 and encodes 798 amino acids. The record is from RefSeq and is a predicted model, not a curated record. Gene Ontology annotation, cellular component: mitochondrion. NCBI's taxonomy places the organism in Eukaryota, Metazoa, Arthropoda, Insecta, Hymenoptera, Apidae. The transcript is spliced from 16 exons. Gene Ontology annotation, biological process: carnitine metabolic process; fatty acid metabolic process. Gene Ontology annotation, molecular function: carnitine O-palmitoyltransferase activity.